This is a messenger RNA of Coprinopsis cinerea okayama7#130, 567 nucleotides long. Its product is annotated as YjgH family protein. The record is from RefSeq and is a predicted model, not a curated record. Bases 1 to 567 code for a protein of 188 amino acids. The transcript is spliced from 3 exons. NCBI's taxonomy places the organism in Eukaryota, Fungi, Basidiomycota, Agaricomycetes, Agaricales, Psathyrellaceae.
AUGCACGCGCAGCAGCUUGGUCAUACAGGACGGUCGCGAGAACAAAUUUCAAGUCCGAUGUCACUAUGCGAGCACGAGACAUGCCUCGAGUACUUCCACAGACGCGUGUUGCGCGCACUACCACACACUUCCAGCUCUGAUCAAACCCCUCAUCUCGACGAUAUGUCAACACAUACCCAAGUCCAAAAACACACCACCUCCAACCCGUAUGAGUCCCAAUUCGGGUACUCCCGGGGGGUGCGCAAGGGACCGUUCAUCUUCAUCUCGGGUACAACCUCCAUCGACCCCACCACCGGCGUCCCCCUGCACCCCACCUCCGCGUACCUCCAAUCCAUCCAAAUCUUCCAAGAGAUAAUCCGUGCAGUCGAGGCUUUGGGUGGGAAGAAAGAAGACGUGGUGAGGGUGCGGAUGUUUGUUACGAGGGACGAGGAUACGGGGGAUGUGGGGAGGGCGUUGAAGGAGGUGUUUGGUGAUGUGGGCCCGGCUGCUACGAUGAUUGUUGGAGCGAGGUUUGUGAGGGAGGAGAUGAAGGUCGAGAUCGAGGCUGACGCUGUUGUUGAUCAUUAA